AUGGAUGCGGUGGCAAUCAUCGGUCUGGUAUCCAAUAUCAUAUCCUUCAUCGACUUCGGAUCUAAAUUCGUCAAAGAGGCGCGCGAAAUCUACAACUCUGCCUCGGGGGUUACAGGAGAUGCUCUCAGCCAUGGGCUCAUUGCAGGGGAAAUGCGGAAAUUCGCCGAUGACCUCGUGCCAUCGGGUCAACCUGUUAACAAGAAGGACAAAGCGAUAUGUGAUCUCGCAAAAGAAUGCAAGAGUGUGGCGGAAGAUAUAUUGAAACUCUUGGAUAAGAUAAAGCCGAAAGGGUCCAAUUCGAGCUUCCAGAGCGUCCGCAGUGCGAUUAAAGGGCUAAGGUAUGAAAAGGACAUAUCGAACAUGCAGGACAAAUUGGAAAAGUGCCGAAGUCAACUGGGAUUGCAACUCCACUAUGCCACAAGCUCCGAAAUCAAAGAUCAGCUGGAGAUACUUGUGAAGAAUUCCCAGGAGGAUGGCACUCGGAUUGUGAUGCUCCAGCAGCAGGUGCAAGAACUUCACCAGAAUGUGAAGACAAGUGAUCUAUGGUUGCGACAGGGAGUCCAGAAUCUGCUGCAAUUAUCAGAGGACUCUUAUACCGCAUUAAUAGCACAGCGUUUACUCGACAGUCUCAGAUUUGAUGAGAUGGACGACCGAUUCCAGGCAGUCGCACGUGCUCAUGAGAAGACAUUUGGAUGGAUAUUCAACAGUCAUGAUGGACAUGAUGAGAACAGCAUAAUGGAUGAGCAUUCUGAGCACAGUUCUGAUGAUGGCUACGAUGUGGUUGAUGAAAGUGGUGUGAGUGAUGAUGAUACGCAUGAAGAGGACCCCUAUCGCACCACUGCCCGGAAAUCCUUUCUUUCGUGGCUGACAUACGGUCAUGGCAUUUUCCAUAUCUCAGGCAAGUUAGGAUCCGGUAAAUCCACCCUGAUGAAGUUUCUCUACACAGAUUCCCGCACCCAAAAGAUGUUAAGAAAGUGGGCUGGCUUGGGAACGCUGGUCAUGGCAAGCUUUUUUUUCUGGAAACCGGGAUCCCAAUUGCAAAAAACCACAACGGGCCUUUUGCGUUCACUUCUUUACCAGGCCCUUUCAAAAGUGCCAAGCCUGAUCCCAGAGAUCCUACCUGAACAAUGGAAAGAAAUCACGUCGAGACCAUGGCAGGUGUAUGCGAAAAUUGAUUUCUCACCGGACAGUCUUCGGGGAGCACUGGUUCGCCUGAUUGAUAGUCAAUCUGAGGAUCUUCGGAUCUGCUUCUUUAUCGAUGGUCUCGACGAGCGUGACGAGAUGUCCGUGGACGAUGAUAACCGGGCUAUGGUCAAUAACCUGUGCCGCUGGUGCAACGAAACAUCUGGGCGUAUAAAAAUCUGUGUUUCUAGCAGGGAAGAUAAUGUUUUUAUGGAACACUUCCCUGAUGAAAGCCGGAUUCGCAUGCAAUAUCUUACACAAGAGGACAUGAGAAUUUAUAUUCAUGACAGAUUGCGCUUCAUACGAUCUUCAGAUCAUUCGGAGGAUAUAAUCUAUUCCAUCUAUUAUAAGGCUGAUGGGAUAUUUCUAUGGGUGGCUUUGGUCACAAAACGAUUGAACGAUCUCCAUGAGAAUGGGGCCAGCUGGAGAAGACUCAGGGAGGAGCUUGAUCAUGCUCCUCAAGGAUUGAGUGCCCUCUUCGACCACAUCUUACAAUCACUUGACCCCUCUGACCGGAAGCGGGCGUAUCAGACAUUCGCAAUGAUGCGAAAAGCGAGAGAAUACCACCGUUCCUUACCGCUGCUCUCUUACCCUUUCAUCGACUAUUACGAUGGAGACUCAGAUACUUGCGAUUAUACACAUUGGUGUGCGGAGAAUAUGUCUGAAAUCGAUCGUAUUGUACAGGCACGCAAGAUGCUGAUGGGCUACUGUGGAGGUUUGGUCGAGGCGGAUCCUCAAAGUUCCGAACCAUUGACCAUGUCCUUCACACAUCGUUCUGUGCCAGAGUUUCUCAAUUCAAUGAAACCAAAGGAUAUGGAGAAAUCCCUUCGAGGGUUCUGUGCCGAGGAUGCCGUUUCCCGGCUUCUUCUUGCCUAUCUGUGGGCAAGAGAUACAUCGGAAUGUGAGGACUACGCUUUCGGACACUACAGUUGGCUCAGUUCACUGACCCGCGAGAUAAUGGAAAUGAGGAAACACGGGAAGAUUGGGAGAGCCCCAUUUCUUUUCGAGGAACAACUUGAGCUUGCUCUUGCCCGGCUGGGAGUGAGAAGUAUCACAGAGCAAGAUAAUUACAAAAGCAUCUUACUUAAUAUUGACGAUGCACUUUUUUUGACCGAAGUCGCAACAUUUCACAAGGGUCCUGAAACAAAGUCCUAUCAUAUAUGCAACCCUUACCUGCUCGCAGCAUGCCUUGGGGAUUUCGCUUAUGUGCUGUGGAAAGUGACACACGAUCCUUUGGUCACAAGCACCCCUUUGCAGAGAAUUCUCCUCUUCUACUGCAUUUUAUAUUCAGGCAUAGAAGACGACUCAGCGAGAGUCCGCCGGAUUCUUGACAUAUUACUGGAAAAGGGCCUUAAACCACAGACGAUGACGAGUCUAGGGCCGGGACUAAGCCGCGAUAACAGGAUCGACCACCUUGAGGUCACUGUUUGGCAGCAUUUGAUCAUACACUUUCUUCUCACUGUUGCCGAUCGAGAAGAUAUGACCACCUCUUCACACGGCAUCUGUUGGAAGUGGGCUUUAGAAAACAAAGCUGAUCCUCAUUUUGCGGUGUGCAUCCCUAGGGAAAAGAUCCAAGGCCACCACUAUUAUAGCGAUCAAAAGACGACGCUGAUUCUUGGGAAAGAUAAACGCCGACUGGACGGCGUUCCCAUGUCAAUCAGCUUUCCCUCGCCGAUUACGUCUGAGAAAUACCCGGACCCGGAAGGCACCGGUAUUCGGAUGACGCUGAUUGAUAUAAUCAAUGAAGGGAAUUUUGAGGAUCGGGAAGAGCUGAUUGCGUUGGUCGAGCGAAACACCCGGCUUUUGCAGAACGGGCCAGAGGGCACUGAAGACCCCACAGAUAAAGGCUCCCCUGGGAUAGUUCCAGAGGAAGACUUAGCUGAACAGACGAGUGACAUAUCUGCCAUAUUACCAGCAAGCGAAAUAGACACCGCGCCAAUUGCUCAAAAACAGUCCUCUUACGCAGCCAAAAGAACUUUGGUGAUUGUAUAUCUCCUGGGUAGGUGGUUUGUGUUCUAUGAUAUUAUCUCUAUUGACAACCUCUUGCAGGCAUUCUAUCUGGUAUAG
Messenger RNA from Aspergillus thermomutatus, 3249 nucleotides. RefSeq lists its product as uncharacterized. The transcript has 2 exons. Lineage: Eukaryota; Fungi; Ascomycota; Eurotiomycetes; Eurotiales; Aspergillaceae. The record is from RefSeq and is a predicted model, not a curated record. Bases 1 to 3249 code for a protein of 1082 amino acids.